Centropristis striata (black sea bass) is the source of this 4458-nucleotide messenger RNA. It is a transcript of the gene plekho2, whose product is annotated as pleckstrin homology domain containing, family O member 2. NCBI's taxonomy places the organism in Eukaryota, Metazoa, Chordata, Actinopteri, Perciformes, Serranidae. The record is from RefSeq and is a predicted model, not a curated record. The transcript has 7 exons. Gene Ontology annotation, biological process: macrophage apoptotic process. Bases 456 to 2651 code for a protein of 731 amino acids.
CAGUUGUUCAUGGCCUGUUGUUGUUUCAGCACGUAAAGAGCACAUCAUCGUGUUGAGAAAUGCAUCGGUUUGAUGCAGUGCACAUCGGCUAAACUUAACUCAACAAUGUCUCCGGUGCAGAGUUUGAAUUAGGAUGCCUCAGAUGAUGCACAGACGCCGCUGGCCGUGUUGCUCCUCCUCGACACAGACCUUUCGCUUCAAGACUGUAAAGGGACUUCUACCGGAAACCAAACUUUUUUCUUCGAACUUUUUUCUCUGAAGCAGAAGAGGAAAAGAGACGACCCUUAGUGUCAUAUACGGCACGGUUCCUUAUUUUCUUCAUUUACGCGUGCUGUUGGAAAUGUGUCAGCUGCCGACCAACAGGGGAGAAGUAAACAGUUUCUGGCGAGGAUAAGGGCGACGUCGAGUGAUUUUAGGCUUCUCAUCGCUCACAUAACGGAUUUUGGUCCUUUAUCAUGGAAGAUGGUGCAAAAGAGGAGCCAGCCCAGAGCAAAGAGCCAAAGUUCCUGGGUAAGGCUGGCUGGGUGAAGAAGGCCCCCGGCAGAAUCUUGGCAAGCUAUAAGGACCGCUACAUCCAUGUGGAGAAGACAGAGAUUGUGGUGUAUGAAAAUGAGGACUUGCAGAACUGCUUGGAGAGGCUUGACCUGGAAAACUAUGAUAAGUGUCAUGAAUUAAAGAGCCCUUUUAAGAAGAAGCACAGAUUGAUACUGAUUCGAUCAUCCAAGCCUGGAAAUAAGGUCCAUGAUGUGAAGUUCCAGGCUCAGUCUGCAGAGGAGAAGGAGGCUUGGAUUAAAGCUCUGAUCGAUGGCAUUGGUCGAGCAAAGAACAAAAUCUUUGAUGAGGUGACUGUUGAUGAAAGCAGUAAUUUAGAGCAUGUUACUCGAUCAAGACCCAAAGGGAACCGUAACCGUCGGCCACCGACCAGGAUACACAUGAAAGAGGUAGCUGAUGUGUCAUCUGAUGGUAUCCUGCGUUUGGAUCUCAAUCUUGAAGAUGCCAUAAUGCCUAAUGGAACUGCCAGUGUUGAUAGCACUGAAAAAUCUGACGAGCCAAGAAAAGCACCCACUCCUUCAUCCAAUAAAAGUGAAGCUGCAGAGAAAGAAACAGGGGCAAGUGCUGAGGAGAAGGCUCAGACUGAGCCAGAGGUAAUCCCCCAGAAAAAGGUCAUCAAACCUCCCAUGCCCCCUACCAAAGAGGCUAAACGCAGUUCAACACCUGAAGAUGAACCUGAUAAGGCUGAUGGCCCAGAGACAAAGGUGAAGCCGCCUAUGCCUCCAUCUAAAGAAGCCAAGCCCUGUGCUCCAUCUGGUGAAGAAGCUACAGAUGAGGCCAAAGCUGAGAAGAUGUCUGAAAAGAGUCCUGAUACUAAGAAAAAGGCAGGUCCACCACCAACCCCUCCUAACAAACCCAGCUCCAGCAGCUCCAUAGGUAACCUUGCAGAGGCCUCACAGUCCAGGCCAAACUCCCACCCACCUACUCCUCCAUCCAAAGAGAAGAAACCCUCAAAUCCUCCUGUGGAGCUAGAUCAAGAGGUUCAAGGUAUGGUUGAUAAUAAUGAGGAGGAGGAGGAAGGCAAUAAGAAGGAGCUGACAGGAACAGCUGUGGAAACAGAUGAGGUAGACCAGUCCAUUUGUAAAGAAGCUGCACAUAGUGUCAGAGAUGAUAAACCUGAGAGUCCCAGCGCAGAAGGACAGGUUUGUGAAGAAGAACCAGAUAAGACUGUAAGUAGUGACAUAAACAAAGCAUCAGAAAGUGAGCCACAGAUACCCACAGAACCACUUAGAGAGAGCUCCAGUCCUCUAACCAUCAAGAAAAAUCCCCAGAUACCUGUUCAGCUCGACACACAACGAGCAGAUGACAACACGAAUACACCGAAGACAAAUGAUGGACAUGACCCUAACGCAUUACCGCAAACAGCCUCAGAUACCUCAGCCAGUUCUCCUCAAGCAGAAGAGGCUCUUCCCAAGAGUGAAGCCCUUGCAGUAGUUGUCUCAUUGAAUGACCCAGUCACUGAAAGCCUCAGCCUGAGUCCGCUGCUCUGUCACUUGCCUGGGGAGAAGAAAAAGAAGACAGAGGAAAAAUCUGUAGACAGUGGUCAGCACUCAGACGAAGACAGUGAAGGCUCUGGGAGUGAAGACACGCUGGCAGCUUCCACGGCUGCAUUGAGAGGCAGCCACACUGGUCUGGAUGCGUUGGACGGCAGCGAGGACGACAUUCACAUUCCUGUUGUUAUAACGCCGAAAAAGCUCCCACCCAAGCCUCAAGUUAGACCAAAGUCUUUCUUUCCCUUUCGGCGCUCAGAGCCAACUCCUCCUCUCAAGCCCUCGACCAAGAUCAGAUCAGCCUCCAGUGGAGAUCUGCUGUCUGAUGCAUCAGUCUGUGUUCAGGCGAAACAGCAUACCAGAGCUGUGGAUGGAGGCGAUGGGGCUCCAAGUGAUGAUGUCAUGAAACUUGAAAAUGAAGUGGCGCUUGAGAUGGAAAAGACAAAUGAGCUCCUGAGCAGAGUGUCCCAGUCCCAGGAGGGAGGUGAUGGAGAGGGCAUGCCAGAAGAUCUGCUGACCGAGGCCAUGGAGAAGCUGAAGAAGGCUGACCAUGUUCUGAGGGAAGUCAAUAGACUCGCAAGGAACUCAAGCAAAAGGAAGAGCUGGUGAAUGUCAGCCAUCACAGAUUGAUUUUGAAUUGACCAUUUGCUAAACCACUCCCCUCAAUAGUGAUUGUCCAAUCAUUUGAAGACUUUACACGAGCAGAAGUGUAACGACUAGAUUAAACAAUGUGGUUUUCUGCUCUAAGCUGCAAUUGUUAGCAUGUCUAGCUAACUAGCUUACUACCUACAGUAGUAACUGAAUGUUACUUCUAAGGUCUUUCAAGUAGCCUGUCGUUAACCAACCACCUUAGUUUUUUAGAUCACAAAUAAAAAAUAACAAAAGACAUUCACAACUAUUAAAUCCAUCAUGUAUUAUUUCUCCACUGCGUGGAGGCCAGUCCUGGAUUCUUAAGUUUAGUAAGCAGCUCUGUCUUGCUCUUUGGAACUGGGAACAUUUACAUUCCAUCAACCCCAGCCAACAUAACUCAAGAUAGUUUUCUGUUCACCAAAUACAUAAAAAAAGCCUUUUCUUUUAAUUGUCUUUAAUUGUCUUAUACUGUUUAAAAAUGAGAUCAACUGGUUGAGCUAAUGUUAAAAAUAGCUUCUUUCUUCCUUUGACUGAUCUCAAAGACCCACUGAUUCCCCACAACCCUCAGAAGGUGAGUGGAAAGCCUGACAGGUGUACCAUAACUGGCCAAGGAGGUUUAAGGGGGGCAAAAAGUUCUUAAGGCACAAGGUUAAAUUGCAUCAUAUCAUUGGGGUACAACUAGUGUGCGGUUUACAUGGAGCUGCGAUGUUGGAGGGUUACAGCAGACAGCGGUAGAAAUGAAGGGAUGGUUUCACUCUCAGGUGCUCUUUGGGUGCACUUUGCCUGACUGAACCAAUGCUCUAUCAUUGUGCGCCACCUAUGGAGCCUUUCGGCAUGCACAGAUUUUAGUGUGGAUUUUACUGGGCCUGUGUUGCACCCUAAUGUUAGUACGCCAUUUGACCCAUGACUUCUACUCUUUUUAGCCUCUGUGUUAGGGGUCUGGCCAACGGUCAACUGGUGGACUUGGGUAGAAUGACGAUGGUUAUGCAGCACUGCAACUGUUUGCUCAUAAUUAACUAAGUGCAAUUAUUUCCAGUUUAACUCUCUCUGCAGCUGAAGGUAAUGCUUAAUGUUCUACUGUGUAUUGUUUUUUUUUGUUAUAUAUAAACAUACGGACAUUUUCAAGAACAAUCACUUGAAAUUUAAUUAGAGAAUUAAUAAUAUAAAGACAAAGCAGUACUGUCAAUACAUUGAGAACAUGCAAAAAAGUACUAAAAAGUGUUAAUACCAAAAUACAUCACUGUUUUAAUGGUUUACUCUUCUUUGUGGAUUCAAGAGAAUUUUUCUAGUAUUUUCACCGUCAGUUUAUAUGAGGGAAUUUAUAUUGUACAUACUUUAUAUGUUUACUGCAGCAUAUGCUGUUUGUUGUUGAUGAGGAAAGAUGUACCAACCUAGCUCAGGAGUUUUCUGAAAUUGAUUUUUUCAGAUUAAUCAUGUAAUUGAAUCAAAAUGAAAAACUGCUACUCCAUAUAGAAUGAAUCCACUUUUCUUAUUAAUGAUGUGUUUUUCAGACUGAUAUUGUACAUAGCGCAGAACAAAGAGCUUGUAGCAGCCCUUUUGGCUCUCACUAACCCCGCUUACAGUUUGAUUUUACAUUCAUUUAAAUCAUAAACUCCAAUUUUCCCUAUUUUUGUCCAAUGCUAAGAUGUGAUUGUAGGGUGUAAGACUAUUUUAAAUAUGUCAUGCCAUUUAGAGUAUUCAAGAAUAUUUUCUAACAUUAGAUAUAAUUUUGUACUCUGAAAAAAUCUGCUAUUGUCCAAAUAAACAAAGGGAAACUAUCUGUUUA